Messenger RNA from Vicia faba (fava bean), 1131 nucleotides. The record is from the annotation of a GenBank genome assembly. Lineage: Eukaryota; Viridiplantae; Streptophyta; Magnoliopsida; Fabales; Fabaceae.
AUGUCAGGGAAAAAGAGGAGGAAGUUGAAACUGUUAAGUGAUACUAUCGCAAACAGCAAAAGAGGAGCAACAGAGGUGAAAAAUGAUUAUUUGGAGUUGCAAACAUGGUCUGAUCUCCCUGCGGAGCUUUUAGAAAUAAUCAUGUGUAGUUUAGCCCUGGACGACAAUGUUCGUGCGUCAGUGGUUUGCAAGAGUUGGAAUUCUGUUGCCAAUGCUGUACGUGUGGUUAACCAAUCACCGUGGUUAAUGUAUUUUCCGAAAUUUGGUCAGUGCUAUGAAUUCUAUGAUCCUGUGCAGCGGAAGACUUAUUCUCUGGAGUUUUCAGAGCUGAAUGGAUCUAGAGUUUGUUAUACAAAGGAUGGUUGGUUACUGCUAUACCGGCCAAGAACGGACCGAGUGUUUUUCUUUAAUCCCUUUACUCGGGAGGUUAUCAAAAUGCCAAGAUUUGAGAUGACAUACCAGAUAGUUGCUUUCUCUUGUGCUCCAACAUCACCUGACUGCGUGCUGUUCACUGUUAAGCAUGUUAGUCCUACUGUUGUCGCCAUCAGCACAUGUCACCCUGGGGCAACUGAGUGGACCACUGUUAAUUACCAAAACCGCUUGCCCUUUGUCAGUAGCAUAUGGAAUAAGCUUGUGUUUUGUAAUGGACUUUUUUAUUGCCUGAGUUUAACAGGUUGGCUAGGAGUAUUUGAUCCAUCUGAACGGACUUGGAGUGUUCUAUCAGUACCACCACCCAAAUGCCCAGAGAAUUUUUUUGCCAAAAAUUGGUGGAAGGGGAAAUUUAUGACCGAGCAAGAAGGAGAUGUUAUAGUAAUUUAUACAUGUUCUAGUGAAAACCCUAUUAUUUUCAAAUUAGAUCAGACAUUAAUGGAAUGGGAAGAGCUAAAAACACUAGAUGGAGCAACUCUUUUUGCUAGUUUCUUGUCUUCUCAUUCAAGGACUGACCUCUCUGGAAUAAUGAGGAACAGUAUCUACUUUUCUAAAGUUCGUUUUUAUGGAAAGCGUUGUGUAUCAUUCUCUCUUGAUGACUAUCGAUACUAUCCUCGUAAGCAGUGGCAUGACUGGGGUGAACAAGACCCUUUUGAAAGCAUAUGGAUUGAACCACCAAAGGACUUCUCCGGAUUCACAUGA